AUGGCAUUCUUCCCAACCACUCCAGGUCUAUCCUUCUACUCUAUCCCCAUCGCCUGGAUCCUCUCCCUAGUCCCCCACGUCUUUGCAGUUAAAACCUACGAAGCAGCCAGUUCGAGAAAAUUCGAUAAUACCCAACCGCGCAGCCUGACUAACACCGUCGCCUCUGAUCAAUCGCUGUCGAAGGCAACGAAGGACACCAUCAUCCGCGCCGAAGGAGCCCAGCAAAACGGGUUCGAGAACCUCGGCAUCUUCGCCGCUGGCGUCGUCGCGGGCAAUGCCGCCGGCUUGGACGCGGGUUACCUGAAUGCGCUGAGUAUGGCGUAUAUCGCCAGCAGGGUCGUGUACAAUCUUGUGUACAUCAACAAUACGACCCUGGCGGUGGCGAAUGUCAGGUCGGUCGUCUAUGUCGGCAGCUCGGCGUUGAUAUUCACGAUGUAUGUGAGCGCGGGGUUGAAGAUGCGGGAGGUGGCGGGGGGUUAG
This is a messenger RNA of Letharia columbiana, 480 nucleotides long. RefSeq lists its product as uncharacterized. The transcript has 2 exons. The record is from RefSeq and is a predicted model, not a curated record. NCBI's taxonomy places the organism in Eukaryota, Fungi, Ascomycota, Lecanoromycetes, Lecanorales, Parmeliaceae. The coding region runs from base 1 to 480 and encodes 159 amino acids. Gene Ontology annotation, cellular component: membrane.